Molecule: messenger RNA, 1826 nt
Organism: Sarcophilus harrisii (Tasmanian devil)
Lineage: Eukaryota; Metazoa; Chordata; Mammalia; Dasyuromorphia; Dasyuridae
Gene: SMARCD3
Product: SWI/SNF related, matrix associated, actin dependent regulator of chromatin, subfamily d, member 3
Exons: 13
Coding region: 213-1664 (483 amino acids)
Biological process (GO): regulation of transcription by RNA polymerase II
Cellular component (GO): nucleus; SWI/SNF complex
Source: RefSeq, a predicted model, not a curated record
GUGGCAGCAGCUGAGCUGGAGCGGCGUGGGCCGUGGGCCGUCAGGGCAGCCCUGAAGGGGCCCCCUCCCCACUCCGCUCUAGUAGAAGUGUGAGAGAGCCCAGCAGGACUCAGAGGGGAGAGUUGGAGGAAAAAAAGGCAGAAAAGGGAAAGAAAGAGGAAGAGAGAGAGAGAGUGUGUGUGUGAGAGAGAGGAGCGGCUGAGCCCACCCCGAUGGCCGCGGACGAAGUUACUGGAGGGGCGCGCAAAGCCACGAAAAGCAAACUUUUUGAGUUUCUGGUCCAUGGGGUGCGCCCCGGGAUGCCGUCUGGAGCCCGGAUGCCCCAUCAGGGGGCGCCCAUGGGUCCCCCGGGUUCCCCGUACAUGGGCAGCCCCGCCGUUCGGCCUGGCCUGGCCCCGGCCGGAAUGGAGCCAGCCCGCAAGCGAGCAGCACCCCCACCCGGGCAGAGCCAGGCGCAGAGUCAGGGCCAGCCAGUGCCCACAGCCCCUACCAGGAGCCGCAGUGCCAAGAGGAGGAAGAUGGCUGACAAAAUCCUCCCUCAAAGGAUCCGAGAGCUGGUCCCCGAGUCCCAGGCUUACAUGGACCUGCUGGCUUUUGAGAGGAAGCUGGACCAGACCAUCAUGCGGAAGCGGGUGGACAUCCAAGAAGCCCUGAAGAGGCCGAUGAAGCAAAAGCGGAAGCUGCGCCUCUACAUCUCCAACACGUUUAACCCUGCGAAGCCGGACGCCGAGGACUCGGACGGCAGCAUCGCCUCCUGGGAGCUGCGGGUGGAGGGGAAGCUGCUGGAUGACCCCAGCAAGCAGAAGCGGAAGUUUUCUUCCUUCUUUAAGAGUUUGGUCAUUGAGCUGGACAAAGACCUCUAUGGCCCAGACAACCACCUGGUGGAGUGGCACCGGACCCCCACGACACAGGAGACAGAUGGCUUCCAGGUAAAGCGCCCAGGGGACCUGAGCGUGCGCUGUACCUUACUCCUUAUGUUGGACUACCAGCCCCCCCAGUUCAAACUGGAUCCUCGCCUGGCCCGCCUGCUGGGGCUCCACACCCAGAGCCGCUCUGCCAUCGUCCAGGCCCUGUGGCAGUACGUAAAGACAAACCGGCUGCAGGAUUCUCAUGACAAGGAGUACAUCAAUGGGGACAAGUACUUCCAGCAGAUCUUUGACUGUCCUCGGCUGAAAUUCUCUGAAAUCCCCCAGCGCCUCACAGCCCUGCUUCUGCCCCCAGACCCAAUUGUAAUCAACCAUGUCAUCAGUGUGGACCCCUCAGACCAGAAGAAGACGGCGUGUUAUGACAUUGAUGUGGAGGUGGAAGAGCCACUGAAGGGUCAGAUGAGCAGCUUCCUUCUGUCCACAGCCAACCAGCAGGAGAUCAGUGCCCUGGACAGUAAGAUCCAUGAGACCAUUGAGUCUAUAAACCAGCUCAAGAUUCAGAGGGACUUCAUGCUGAGUUUCUCCAGAGACCCCAAAGGCUACGUCCAAGACCUUCUCCGCUCCCAGAGUCGGGACCUUAAGGUAAUGACCGAUGUAGCAGGAAAUCCCGAGGAGGAACGUCGGGCAGAGUUCUACCACCAGCCCUGGUCCCAGGAAGCUGUCAGCCGCUACUUCUACUGCAAGAUCCAACAGCGCAGGCAGGAACUGGAGCAAUCCUUGGGUGUACGCAACACCUAGGGUCACCUCCUCGGACCAGACACCACCAUGGACUUCCAGGGCCGGGUCCCCUGCCUCCUUCCCACCCCCUACCCCCAGGGACCUCCCCCUGGGCUGUUACAUCACUCCAGACUAAUUUUCCACAUGGGGCUGGGGGCACCAAAUUAAAGGUCAUUCAGCUAU